Molecule: messenger RNA, 3451 nt
Organism: Nerophis lumbriciformis (worm pipefish)
Lineage: Eukaryota; Metazoa; Chordata; Actinopteri; Syngnathiformes; Syngnathidae
Gene: kcnip4a
Product: potassium voltage-gated channel interacting protein 4a
Biological process (GO): regulation of potassium ion transmembrane transport
Cellular component (GO): voltage-gated potassium channel complex
Molecular function (GO): calcium ion binding; potassium channel regulator activity
Source: RefSeq, a predicted model, not a curated record
AGAUGGUGACAAGUAGAGCAAGAGGAGCGCUCACUACCAGCCUAAGUGUGCAAGCGUGAGGUUGAGUCCGGGAGGAGAGAGAGAGAGGCUAGGACAGAAGGACGCGAGGUAGCAAGGGAAGAAGGAAAAGUUUCCCCGCUCAGAAGGAUACAAAGCUUUACGCUGGAGCCACUCACUCACGAUCCGCUGACUGCGCCGCAGCAGGAGCAAACGGGACUUUGUCGACUCUCCGCGCAGGUCAAGAUGAGCUGCAGGAAAAGGUGCAAGCGGGAGAUUUUCAAGUUCGCCCAGUACAUGUUCCGUCUUGUCACCGGCUCGCUGAACACUGAUAGUGUUGAAGAUGAGCUCGAACUCUCCGCUGUUCGCCAUCGCCCCGAGGGAUUGGGACAACUGGAGGCGCAGACGCGAUUCUCCCGCAAGGAGCUGCAAAUCCUCUAUCGCGGCUUUAAGAACGAGUGUCCGAGUGGAGUGGUCAAUGAAGACACCUUCAAGGACAUUUACUCCCAGUUCUUCCCACAAGGAGACGCCUCGACGUAUGCUCAUUUCCUGUUCAACGCCUUUGACACCGAUCACAACGGCUCUGUGAGUUUUGAGGAUUUUGUCAUGGGUCUUUCCAUCCUUCUGCGAGGCACCAUUCAAGAAAAACUCAACUGGGCGUUCAACCUUUACGACAUCAACAAAGACGGUUAUAUCACUAAGGAGGAGAUGCUGGACAUCAUGAAGGCCAUCUACGACAUGAUGGGCAAAUGUACGUACCCCGCACUCAGAGAGGAGACGCCACGUCAGCAUGUGGAAAUAUUCUUUCAGAAGAUGGACAAGAACAAAGACGGUGUGGUCACUAUUGACGAGUUUAUCGACUGCUGCCAAAAUGAUGAAAACAUCAUGCGAUCAAUGCACCUCUUUGAAAACGUCCUUUAAAAACAAUUUUUCGUGGAAUUGACAAACUUCUGGGACUGGUGUGUAGCGUGCUAUGCAGACGUACUCAUCCAUUAAAUAGAAUAACGUGUUGUUCCUUACUGUGGAGGACACUCUGGAAGCAUCAAAUGGUCGUACUUACUGCCAGGUGAUAUCACUGUGACUUUUAGACAAAAAAAAACAUCAUUCCAUACUAUGUAGAAUAUGCCAGAAUGUCCCACUUCUUUUAAAGGAUAACAUGUGAAUAUUGAGUAUAGAUACUGUAAGUGAAUGAUGGAAGGAAUCAUGUUGACCUGCCAACUAAAAGACAGCAUAGGACUUCCACACGGGCACACAAGGUAGCUUACAUUUAAUUUAUGCCGAAUAUUAGAUAAUGCUGCUUUUUAAAUGUGUUUUCUUUAUCCUCUGUUGGUCUUCCGGAAAGUAUUCACAGUGCUUUACUUUUCCCCGUUUUGCUAUGUAACAGCCUUAUUCCAAAAUGGAAUAAAUUCAAUUUUGUCCUCAAAAUUCUACACACAAUACCCCAUAAUGACAAUGUAAAAGCACAUUUUUUGUUUUAGAGCUUUAGACAAAAAUAAAUAAAAAAUAAGAAAACAUAUGUAAGUUUUCACAGCCUUUGCUCAAUACUUUGUUGAUGCACCGAUUACAGGCUCAAGUCUUUUUUAAUACGAUGCCACAAGCACACACCUAUUUUUGGGCAGUUUCACCCCUUCCCUCUUUGCAGCACCUCUCAAGCUCCAUCAAGUUGGAUGGGAAGCCCUUGUCAUAUCUCUUCAGAGAUGUUCAAUCGGAAUCAAAUCUCGGUUCUGGCUGUGCCACUUAAGGACAUUUACAGAGUUGUUCUAAAGCCUUUGACAUGUUGGCUGUGUGCUUAAAGUUGUUAUUAGGAAUGGACGACUAUGGCAAAAUAAUAAUCAUGAUUAUUUUGAUCACGAUUAACAUGAUUAUUCAUGUUAUUCAUUAUUCAUUAUGAGUAUUCUCUGAUUAUUCAAUCAUUUGAAAAUAUGAGGGGUUUUUUGUACCACCAAAACUCAACUCUGAAUAUAGAGAGAGAGAAACAACCGGACAUAAAUUCAUAAAUUAGUAAUGAUAAACCACAGCAACUAAAAUAAUGGUAACAACUUUAAACAACAAUUGCAAUAUAAAAAAACGAUAAAAUUCCCUUUAUGUCAGAACAUUUUUGAAAAUGUUUGCUAAAUGCAAAAUAUGACACAUUUAUUGCUGCAAUACAUCUUUGGACAAUUUUAAACAGUGUUUUAGGUCAAAGCAUAAUAAUUGUGUAAAUGUAUCAAUGAUUAUGUAAGGUACUUUUUUGAAACCUUUAUUUUGUUAGCGCCGUCAGACCGCAUGUGCUAUUGUUGUAUGAGGGGGAAGUGUGUUGUGCUGAAAAAAAGAGAGCGCGUCUCUCAAGUUGCGACUGCUGUCGUAUUUGUACGUUGUUACAUCGAUGAUGUCGUUCACAACAACACAAGCAGACGACAUGUGGUGUGUGUAUGGGUUGUUAUUUUACCAAACAAAUGUUCAUUCUCUUCCAAGUUAUUUACCUUCAAAUUACAGUACAAUGAUAAACAAUUCUACAGUAAUGAGAAAAAAAGUGUAUAUCGUUUUAAAUGGUUACUUGCAUUAAUAUUUUAUGUUGUGAUUACAUUAUAUUAUAAACACUGUAUCGUUUUUAACAGUUAUUUCUUCAGUUUAAGAGCAUAAUGUACACAGAAGUUCUGAGUCUCUGCAUAAAGCCAAAUAUUGUUCAAGUAAAUUAUUGCAUAUUGUUUAAAACAAAAUGCAAUAAUUUAAUCUAAAAGUAACAUUUGUCCUUCUUGUUAUUUUCGCAGUUUUAUUCAUAUAUAUGUAUAAAAUAUUAAAGUCGCGAAUCAAAUCGCAAUUUGGGAGGAAAAAAAAACGCAAAUAGGUUUUUUCUCAAAAUCGUGCAGCACUAAUAUUGACGUGUGUGUCUAUCCAAAUAGUGUCCAAUCAACUGAUUUUACUACGGGCGGACUUUAAUUAAGCUAUAGGAUCAUCUAAAAGAAGAGCAGUUGAAACAGGAUGCAUUAGAGCUUCAUGGCUAAGGCCGCAAAUACUUAUGUACAUGUGAUUGUUGUUCUUUUUAAUUUUGAAUAAUUUGCAAAAACGUUUAAAAAAAAAAAAAGAAAAAAAAAAGAAAAGCGUUUUCACAUUGUCAUCAGGGCUAUAAGAUAAGACAAUGUGGGAAAAAGUGAAGCGCUGUGAAUACUUUCUGGUUGCACUUUGUUAUUUAUACAGUGUUACUACGCUCAUUCUACAAAAAAUUGUAAUCUUUGCAGUAUUAAAGGUAAAUUGGUGCGUUUGUGUGAUUUUUAAAAGCUGCUUUAUAUUAUGUAAGAACUUUUAUUUAAUUUUUCUGAAAAUAAUUCUGACAAACACUUGUAAGUUUUAUUUAUCAUUUAUAUUAUUCUAUGUUGUAAUCAUCACUUUUAAACUUAACACUGAAUGUAAUGACGCAUAGUUGUACAUGUCUGUAAAUAUCAACAUACAAUUCAAAUAAACGAGUAACGUCAAA